GCUGUGUGGAGUCAGAGGGGGGUGGAAGCAGAGCGAGAGGAGAGAGGGCGACAAAAAAGACCGUAGGGAUGUAUGUGAGUGCGCGGUGAUCAGUGCAGCAGGUACAGUCAGAGCCGGAUACAGGUUUUACACCCGGACCGGACCGCGGCACAUCGCCUCAGAGCCGGCCUCUCUCCUCCUCAUCCCCUCCAAACAAACCUCCGCAAUGUCGGGCGGAGGAGAGCUACGUGUCCUUCGCCAAGAGCCCGGGCAAGAGAGCCCGAGGAUGCCGGCCUGGAAGCGAGAAAUCUUGGAGAGGAGGAAGGCGAAGGGCGGCGGGUCCGGAGGAGCCGGUGCCGCGGAGACAAGCCCCGGCGGCGCGGGUUCACAGCGGGUCAACGGGGAGCAGACGGGAAACGCGAACGGCGGCGGCACCGGCGGCGGACCCAAACGAGACGGGUCCGCGCGGAGCUACACCAUCUCCACGGCCACUCAGCACUUCGCGAACAACAAAGAGCCUCGAGCGACGGACGCGGAGGAGACGACGGCGAGGGAGGACGACGACAGGCGCGAGAGCCUGGUGCUGCAGGAAAGCCUGGGCCCGCUGGAGGAGAACCCCUUCAUCAAGCUGGAGAAGGAGCGGAGGAGGCGACAGGACCGAGAGAACGCCGCCCGCCCGGUGCAGCACAUCCUGGAGCUGUACGGCAACGUACCCGGCAUACGGACUAUCCGCGCGGAUAACAUUAUCAUCAUCGAGUCGGACCCGGAUUACUUCCCGGAAGCCGGAGGGAACAGAAGCGGGUCCAAAUGGCAGCAAAACGGCGUCAGUAGUUACAGCUCUCUGAGCGACCUCCUGGACCGAAGAGGGAGUGCUGUGACGGAGAUAAGAGCCAAGGAAGUAGUCAUUUAUGACACAUCGAUAAGCAAGAGCGAGGAGAACUUGAGCACCUUGGGCCGCCCCGAUCACGAGGCCCCAUCGUACGAGGCCGGUGAGGGUCAGGGCAGGGUCAGCCGGAUGCUGCAGAAGUUUGACAGCAACUACGGGAAGCUGCAGAAGAAGUCCCACAGCACGGAGAACCUGCUGGACUGCGGUGGCGGCGGCAGGCCACGACUCUGGUCCAGGCCGCAGCCAGAUCUGGUGCCAAAGGCCAGGCCGGGCCCCUCGUUCAGCAGCCAGCCAUCGUCGCCUGUCUUUCAGGGUCCUUCGUCUUCCAAACCAAAGCCACAGCCUGCCGCCUCUGAGCUAAGCGGCACCGGCCACCCCCGGCCCGUGUCUCCCUCCCGUCAAUGGUUUGAGGAGAGCGGAGGUCACGGUGCAGCCCUCAGGCCCGGGGAUGAGCCAGACCAGGGGAAAACCAAGCCCACCAGAGAGAGGGGCUGGGAGGGCUCCGUGGUGCCAAUCAAACCCAAGGUGCCAUGCUCUCCAGAGAGCCGUCGCGUCCGCGCCGAGUCCCCCACCAGCCCCGUCAUAUUCAAGGUGUCCCGCUCCUCGUCAGACUUUGAGAUACGUCCCUCCUCAAAGCCAGACCUCGACCGAAUUCCCGAUGGGGACACCCAGGCACGGGCCCUCGCGAACCUGCGCCUGAACUCCCGGAACUCCUUCACGGUGGUCCCCAAACGCCGUCCUGCUGCCUCGUCCACCACAGGCAGCCCGGCACCGUCCAGCCCGAACAAGUCUUCGCCAUCCCACAGAGCGGCAGAGGUUGCCACCCCAGGAGUGCCAACCACCCACGCGCCCAUGCCCACUGCGACUCCAUCAAAGAGCGACGAGGAGGAACUGCAGGAGGAGAAGAGGCAGGUGAGGGUGUCAAAUCCUGAACCAUCUCCUCCUGUUGCCACAAGUCCUCCGCCGCCCGAACCUCGGUCCCCAUCGCCUGCUCUUACCCCGGCUCCCAACUCUCCACCUGCCCUCUCUUCAACCCCCUCUCCUCCAGCGUUCCCAUCUUCUCCCCCCCUCUCUCCGGUCCCCUCGGAUUCUCCCGCCCCGUCCGCCCCCUCCCCGGCUCCAGAUCAGCCCCCCGUGGAUCAGCUGCCAGUUACGAACAUAGACGACGUUGAAGUGGACCCACAGCAGCGGGUCCCCGCUCCGAGCCCCGCGGGGCAGAGGAGAAAGGGGAACACCUUCACCGUGGUCCCUAAACGGAGGGCGGCGCCCGAGGGCCUGCCAGGCUCACCUGAGCCCCAGCAGCAAGAGGCCCCCGACGAGGCCCCGCGGGGCCCCACGCCGCCGCAGGCCCCCUACGCUCAGCUGGGCUCCCUGCUGAAGAAGCGCUACCCCGCUGUGGAGGAGAUUGAGGUGAUCGGCGGGUACCUGUCCCUGGAGAAGUCCUGCCUCUCCAAGACGGGCUCCCCGGGCAAGAAGCUCAAGAUCUCUUUCAAUGAGUCCAGUCUCCAGAGUACGCACGAGUAUCCGUCAGAGAGCAGCGCGUGGGACAGCGAGGACGAGGACGAGGACGGCGACGGGCCGGUGGCGGACGAACAGCCGAGCAUGGUGGGACGCAUCCACAUCCCUCGACCCAGUUUCACCAGCUCGCCGUCCCACACCAACAACGGCAACGACCUGUCCAGCUACAUUCCCAAGCACUCGGUGGACUUCAGCGCCUGGCAGGAGCACAAAGAGAGCCAGGUUUACCAGGGGGACACGGCUGACCAACAGGCGCAGACGAGCGAGGAAGUCAUGCUCACGCCUGCAGACAACUCGUCCCUGUCCGACUACAGCAGCGAGCCCGCCCUUUACUUCUGAUCAGUCGGACCAAUCAGCUGUCCAGUAGCAUCACUCCUGUGGGACCAGCCUGCCGACGGAGCCCAGCGAGGUGCGACCCUCCCGGGCCCGAAACUGCCUCCAGCUCUACACUCCAGAGCCGUCUCCAAGCACAUCUUCCUGAUCACACAGGAAACUAAGUGUACUUUUAUUUUUGUUUGUUUGUUCUU
This is a messenger RNA of Gasterosteus aculeatus aculeatus (three-spined stickleback), 2910 nucleotides long. It is a transcript of the gene tprn, whose product is annotated as taperin. The record is from RefSeq and is a predicted model, not a curated record. Lineage: Eukaryota; Metazoa; Chordata; Actinopteri; Perciformes; Gasterosteidae. Gene Ontology annotation, molecular function: phosphatase binding.